This is a messenger RNA of Ahaetulla prasina, 1129 nucleotides long. It is a transcript of the gene KCNIP3, whose product is annotated as potassium voltage-gated channel interacting protein 3. The transcript is spliced from 9 exons. The record is from RefSeq and is a predicted model, not a curated record. Bases 108 to 878 code for a protein of 256 amino acids. Gene Ontology annotation, cellular component: voltage-gated potassium channel complex; nucleus. NCBI's taxonomy places the organism in Eukaryota, Metazoa, Chordata, Lepidosauria, Squamata, Colubridae. Gene Ontology annotation, biological process: negative regulation of transcription by RNA polymerase II; regulation of potassium ion transmembrane transport. Gene Ontology annotation, molecular function: RNA polymerase II cis-regulatory region sequence-specific DNA binding; potassium channel regulator activity; DNA-binding transcription repressor activity, RNA polymerase II-specific.
GGAAGGAAAGAAAGAAAGAAGGAAAGAAAGAAAGAAGGAAGGAAGGAAGGAAGGAAGAAGGAAUCAUUUCAUCUCCGUGGAAUUUGUCCGUGGGGUUCCCACAGCAGAUGUUUGGAGAUCUGGAUGAGAACAAGGAGACCGAUGGCAGCCUCCUGGGUGACCCAGGGGAAACCCCUCCGGGGAAGAAGGAGAACAUGAAAUGGCAGAAGCCGCGACUCACGCGCAAAGCGCUGAUGAAAUGUUGCUUGGUGAAAUGGAUCCUCUCCAGCACCGCCUCGCAGGGGUCAGACAAUGGUGACAGCGAAUUGGAGCUAUCAGCCAUGCGGCAUCAACCGGAAGGACUAGACCAGCUCCAACUUCUAACCAAAUUCACCAAAAAGGAACUGCAGUCCCUCUAUAGAGGCUUCAAGAAUGAAUGUCCCAGUGGCCUGGUAGAUGAAGAAACCUUCAAACUCAUCUAUGCCCAGUUCUUCCCCCAGGGAGAUGCCACCAUGUAUGCCCACUUCCUGUUCAACGCGUUCGAUCUGGACCGGAGCGGAGCCAUUCGAUUUGAAGACUUUGUCAUCGGCCUCUCCAUUUUGCUGCGUGGCACAGUGCAUGAGAAACUCAGCUGGGCUUUUAACCUCUAUGACAUCAACAAGGACGGCUACAUCACCAAGGAGGAGAUGCUGGCCAUCAUGAAAUCCAUCUACGACAUGAUGGGCCGCUACACCUACCCGAUCCUGCGGGAAGAUGCUCCUUUUGAACACGUGGAAAAGUUCUUCCAGAAAAUGGACAAGAAUCAAGACGGCAUUGUCACCAUCGAAGAGUUCUUGGAGACGUGUCAAAAGGAUGAGAACAUCAUGAAUUCCAUGCAGCUGUUCGAAAAUGUCAUUUAGGAUCCUCAGGUUGCCGCCUGUUUGUUUGGUUUUUUUUCCUUCCUGAUCCACCUGCCUCCUUGGCCUGCACUUACGUCCUAGACGGCGCCCUCCGUCUUUCUUGUGAAGCACACGUCUUUCGGAGAAACACACAACCAACCAACCAACCAACCAAAAACUGUUUUUAUAAUCUAACGGCGGAAAUCGGGGUGAAGGCGCAAGGCAUGCGGCUUGCUUACAAAAAAAACUCCUUGGAUUCUCAGGACAGAAGC